AUGGCGGGAGGAUUGGCGCUCGCGACCGAUUUAGCAACCCCGUUCACACCCCCUCUCACAGACGUGCCCGGGGUUGAACCGCCCGCGGGUUCGUCACAUAUAGCGCCCCGAGUCCCCAGCAGUCCGGGCGAAUCGGAGGAAGUGAUGGCGGAAACGAACGGGGAGCGCCACGCGUUCCAGGCCGAAGUCAGCAAGCUGCUCGGCCUCAUGGCCAAUUCGCUUUAUCGCGACAAGGAGAUUUUCCUGCGGGAGUUGAUCUCCAAUGCCUCGGACGCCUGCGACAAGCUGCGCUACGCGGCGAUCACACAGCCCGAUCUGCUGGGCGACGACGCUGCGCUCGCGGUGACGAUUACGCCCGAUAGCAAGAGCGGCGUGCUGGUGGUGGCCGACAACGGCAUCGGCAUGAACCGCGAAGAGCUGAUCGACAACCUCGGGACGAUCGCACGCUCCGGCACCGAGGCGUUCGUCAAGCAAAUGGCCGAGUCGCACGGCGGCGACGGACAGGACGAGCAGGACGGGCAGGAUGGCUUCGCCGCCGGUCUCAUCGGCCAAUUCGGUGUGGGCUUCUAUUCGUGCUUCAUGGUUGCGAAGCGGGUCGAGGUGGUGACGCGCAAGCCCGACGAGGCCGAGGGCUGGCGCUGGCGGUCCGACGGAACCGGAUCGUUCUCGAUCGCGCCGGAGGCCGACGCCGCCCGCGGAACAAGGAUCGAGCUUCACCUGCGCAAAGACGACCGCGAGUUCCUGGAACCGCUCCGCAUCCGCACCGUCGUCAAGGCCUACUCCGACCACAUCGGCCUCCCGAUCUGGCUGGAAAACGAUAGCGGCCAGAAGGAGAUGGUCAACGAGGGCUCGGCCCUCUGGAGCCGGCCGAAGACCGACAUCGACGAGGCCCAAUACCGCGAGUUCUACCACCACAUCGCCCACAUGCCGGGCGAUCCCUGGCACACCAUCCACCUCCAUGCCGAAGGGCGCAUCGAAUACACGGCGCUUCUCUUCGUGCCGGACUCCAGGCCCUUCGAUCUGUUCGAACCGAUACGCCAGCACCGGGUUCGGCUCUAUGUCAGGAGAGUUUUCAUCACCGACGAGUGCGAGGGGCUGAUCCCGCCCUAUCUCCGCUUCGUCCGGGGCGUGGUGGAUUCCAGCGAUCUUGCGCUCAACGUGAGCCGCGAGACCCUUCAGAACGACCCGAUCCUGGCGAAGAUCAGGACCGGCCUGGAAGGGCUCUACGAAGAUGCCGAGCAGAAGGACCGGCUGCUUCCCCUCGUCCGCUUCCGGUCCACGGGCGGCGGCGAUCGCUGGCUCUCGCUCGACGAGUAUGUGGACUCAAUGCCGGAGGAGCAGGAGGCGAUCUACUACAUCAGCGGGGAGGACCCCGAUGCGCUGCGCCGCAGCCCGCAGGUCGAGGGUUUUCGUGCGCGCGGGAUCGACGUGCUGCUCAUGGCCGACCCGGUCGAUCAGUUCUGGCUGCCGGUGGUCGGCGCCUACAAGGAAAAGUCGUUCCGCUCCGUGACCCAGGGUGCCGCGGACCUCGACCGCUUCGCUGUGCGCGACGAGGACAAGCCGGAUGAGACCGACGCACCCCCGCCAGGCGAGAUCGACAAGCUGAUCGCCCUGGUCAAGCUGACGUUGGCCGACGCGGUGAAGGACGUGCGGACCUCCGAACGCCUGACCGACAGCCCUGUCUGCCUCGUCGCCGACGAGGGCGACCUCGACAUGCACCUGGAGCGGCUCUUGCGCCAACAUAAGCACGAGGUGCCGGCGCAAAAGCGUGUGCUCGAGAUCAACCCGUCACACGAUCUGACCCGCGCGCUGGCGCGCAUGGUUGGGCAAAAGGGAGCGACGGAGGCGCUCGAGGACGCCGCCCAUCUGUUGAUGGAUCAGGCACUGAUCCUGGAGGGCGAGCCGGUCCCCGACCCUUCGGCCUUCACCAAGCGCCUUUCGGGGCUCAUAUCGCGCGCGCUCACGGAGUGA
Messenger RNA from Geodia barretti, 1971 nucleotides. NCBI's taxonomy places the organism in Eukaryota, Metazoa, Porifera, Demospongiae, Tetractinellida, Geodiidae. The record is from the annotation of a GenBank genome assembly.